Asterias rubens (European starfish) is the source of this 2513-nucleotide messenger RNA. Its product is annotated as E3 ubiquitin-protein ligase TRIM71-like. The transcript is spliced from 2 exons. The record is from RefSeq and is a predicted model, not a curated record. Gene Ontology annotation, cellular component: nucleoplasm; chromatin. Gene Ontology annotation, molecular function: zinc ion binding; ubiquitin-protein transferase activity. The coding region runs from base 176 to 1975 and encodes 599 amino acids. Gene Ontology annotation, biological process: positive regulation of DNA-templated transcription. Lineage: Eukaryota; Metazoa; Echinodermata; Asteroidea; Forcipulatida; Asteriidae.
GCAGUGUGUUAUGUGCAAUAGUGUUAUAUAGUGCUAUGGAUAGAGGAAGUGUUUCUGAAACUUUCCAUCCUACAUCAUACAUGGUUCAACUAGCUGUGUUCAUCCCCCAUUACUUCUUCAAUAACAGUUCAAGUAGAUUGCAGUAGAGUCAAACAACAACGGCUACUAAGUCAAGAUGGCUUCAAGAGUAGAAGAUCAACCACUCAUAGAAAAGAUCAGCGAGAGACUCCUUGUAUGCCAGAUCUGCAUGGACCGCUUCAAGGAGCCCAAGAUGCUGGAGUGUUCUCAUUCAUUUUGUCUGGAAUGCCUUCAACACCUUGCAGAGACUCACACAACUAGUCCAACACUAAUAUGCCCAUUGUGUCGAGGGCAAACUUUGUUACAAACUCAAAAAGGUGUUGCUGAUCUGCGAACAGACUUCAAGUUGAUUUCUUUGUUGGAUGAAAUAGAACAGCAUGAGACUAAACUACAAGAAAUUCAACAACCUACUCAGGGGUCCGUUUCUAAAUGUAGCAAGCAUACUGACAAGGAUGUUAUCAUGUACUGUGACUCAUGCAAACAGUUGACAUGCACAACUUGCAUUGCAAAGGACCACAGAAUGCAUGAUUAUAUUGAACUAAAUGAGGCUGUUGACAACUGCAAAAAGAAAGCUGAUAUACUUUUUGCAGAAUUAGAUCAACAACGCAUUGAUUUCAAGAUAGCUUUACAAGACAUAGCUAUUUCUCGCAAGAGGUUGGAUUCUGUGGUUUCUGCUACCAAAGCAAAGAUCUCAAAGAAGGCUAACAAGAAGAUUGCCAAGGAGGUUGCAAGGAUCAGAGAGGAGGAGCAGAAACUGAUGGUAGACUUGGAUAAGAUUCACAAAGACAGAGCCAAGACAAUGGAAAUUGCAGAAUUCACAAACAAGAAAGAAAUAACCACAAUACAAAAUAUGAAAGAUGAAGUCAUCCCGCUAAUGGAAAAAGAGACUUUCUAUGAAAAUCUACAUCUCAUAGAGAAACUCUUGCUCGACAUCAACAAAUACACAGCGAUACAACCUACUAAAGUGCCCCAUGGGUUGAGUUACAUGGAAUUUGAAAAUGAUGAACAAUCACUUGGAAGACUUGUACCGGAAGAAGACCCAACAAAACUAAAAGGAGCAGCCUCUGCUGCAGCUAUGCAGCCAAUAUGCGAACCCCAGACAAAACUGACACAAAAUAAAUGGUUACUGAAAAAAGAAAUAACAAAUUAUAAGAACAGAGCUAAAGAGACAAAACAGUUCUCUCCAUGCGACAUCGCUGUUCAUUCCAAUAGUGAUAUUGUCGUUGCUGAUUUUGAAAGUACCGGCUUGAUUGUAAUCUUAGCAGGAAGCACAACAACCCCACAACAAACAACAUCAAUCAAAGACCUUUAUUAUCCCAGCAGAGUGACUGUGAACAAGAAUGAUGAACUGGUUGGUGUCGAUCAUGAAGCAAUUAAGAUAUUCAACAGGAAGUACCAGCUCCUCCAUCAGUUUCAAGGGGUAUCAAGAUGGCCGUCAUGCAUUGCUGUGGACAAGAACAAUAUGAUAGCAAUAGGUUAUACCAGCAGCACGAUCUGCCUACACAGACCAGAUGGAUCCCUCAUCACCACACUGCUUGCUCCAGGGAUUGGUCAAUACUUAACUUUCCACAAAGAUCAAAUCAUCUACACCAAAUGGGAUGAUAAGAAAAUAGUAUCAGUAGAUUAUAAUGGUGGCAUCAUCUUCUCAGUUGAUAUCAACCAGUCCAGGUGGCCCCGUGGUGUUUGUUGUGACGAGAAGGGCAACAUCUAUGUUGCUGUUGGUUAUGCAAGGUUGACACCAACACUAGGGGAGAUCCAGCAGUACAGUCCUGAUGGCACUUACAUUGGACCUAUCAUCAAGCUACCUGACUGUCCAUAUGGAAUCAAGCUAACGGCGUCAGGUGAUCUGGUAGUGACUACAGAAGAAUCAGUCUGUAUCUAUCACCGUGUAAUUUGACAACUUCAAUUAAGACAAAACCUUGACAGGAAACUUGUAUAUGUCAGACAACUUUGUUUUUUUACGGUACCAAAGCUGUUCCCACAAAGAUGAAAAUCGAAAAAGCAGUGAGCACAAAGCCUUGCAAAGUUGCAGCAUUCUCGUUCACUUUAAAACAUGAGAAAAGAGAAUUAGCUGAUUAUUUGAGUCUUUCUCGAAGGCUAAAAAUAAGAUCACUUUUAGGGUCAGAAUGUCAGGCCAUUAACUAUUUUUUGCAGUUUUAAAAACCAAUACAAUUUUCAUCCUGAAACUUAUGCUAUGGAAUGCUAUCAAAUUUUGUUCUUAGGAGGUUGUGUAUCACUGAGUACGAUCACAAAAGAAUGGUCAACUUAUUUGGUCAAUGCGGAUAUAUUCUUUUUGUAAUGUUAAUAAGGAAUUUGUAUUGUGAACAUUUCACUUACAGUUACAUACAUUAUGUAUGCCUGUGCAAACUCAAGUUCAGACAGACAGAAACAUGUAGAUUAAAAUGAAGCAAACAAACAGUAUGCGAGAUUAAGUU